AUGCACACGUCCUUCCUUCUUGCUACCGCCCUCACAAUCCUUGGCAUAAAUGCCGCCGAGUCUAGCACUAUAAUUGGCUACUUUGCCCCAGGCUGGGACGCGACCCUCCUCCAACACGGCGGCUGGACCAGCACCGCCGCCAGCCUGGCCGACAUCAACGCCAAUGCUGCGACAUACCACGUAGGCUGUGAGAAGAAUGCCCCCAAGACAGACUGUGACUAUCCCACCUCAUGGACUAUCAUCCAGGGUGCCGAGACGGUGAGCUUCUCGGGCGAGUACAUCGCCACCGCCUCAAGCGACGGUACUAGCUACGACAUCACUGUUACACAGUCGUAUGAGUGCUCGCUCAAGUCUUCGACUGAGUCUGCCAGCUGCACUAUGAGUGUGGGGAUGACUGGUUCGGCUGAUGGUGCGAAAUACACGUCUUCGAGUUCCUCCGCGGCUACUUAUACUACUGCGCCAAUUGAUGGGUCUUACUACCAGUUGACUGUUACUGCGGGCCUGAGCUCUCUUACUAUGCCUGCGGCUACUGAGACUGGUGGUGCUGUGGGGGCUGCUGGGGCUAUGAUUACUGCUGCUCCGGUCGUUGCCGCUGCUGCACUUGCUGCUUUGCUGUGA
This is a messenger RNA of Penicillium odoratum, 618 nucleotides long. RefSeq lists its product as uncharacterized. The transcript has a single exon. The record is from RefSeq and is a predicted model, not a curated record. Bases 1 to 618 code for a protein of 205 amino acids. Lineage: Eukaryota; Fungi; Ascomycota; Eurotiomycetes; Eurotiales; Aspergillaceae.